Molecule: messenger RNA, 2032 nt
Organism: Salvia miltiorrhiza (redroot sage)
Lineage: Eukaryota; Viridiplantae; Streptophyta; Magnoliopsida; Lamiales; Lamiaceae
Product: putative late blight resistance protein homolog R1B-16
Exons: 3
Coding region: 735-1568 (277 amino acids)
Biological process (GO): protein folding
Molecular function (GO): alpha-tubulin binding
Source: RefSeq, a predicted model, not a curated record
GCUAGAGAUACAAAAUCAUCUCUUGCCACAAAAGAUGAGCAGAUAGAAAAGAUUUUCUCUUUGAGUUACAACCAUUUGCCUCAUCAUUUGAGGCCGUGUUUCUUAUACAUGGGAGGGUUUCCAGAAGAUCACGAGAUCAAAGUCAGUAACCUGAUAAGGUUAUGGAUAGCUGAAGUCUUUGUGAAACCAGUUGCAUCUAAAAGCUUUGAAGAAAUUGCAGAAGAGUAUCUAGAAGAUCUUAUCAGGAGAAGUCUCGUUGUUUCCAAGAGAAAGUCCAAUGGAAAUAUCAAAAGUUGCAGCCUUCAUGAUCUGGUACGAGAUUUAUGCAUAAAGCAAUCCCAUGAAGAGAAGUUUAUUGCGCAUGUUAAGGGUAGGCAAGCUUGGAAGCUGCUGGAUCGCAUGAAACACGAGCGCAGGAUAAGUGUUUCUCACUCUGAUCUUGAUUCUGUUGAUUUCUGUUUUAGCUCAACCAUCCGUACUAUAUUAUACUUCGAGUAUGCACUUAAAUAUUUUGGGAGUUUUAGAUUGCUCAGGGUCCUCGACGUGCUGAGAGUCCGAGAUAGGCCUAGUUUUAUCCCUGAUCAAUUUUUUGAGCUGUUUCAUACUUUCAUUUGAGAUACCUUGCUUUCUGCUAUAGUGGUCAAAUUCCUGGAGCAAUAUCAAACCUUCAAAGUCUUCAAACCUUAAUCAUUAAGACAGGUGGUACUCUGUAUUUGAGCUAUAAAAUUUGGGACAUGCCGCAACUAAGGCAUCUCAUUAUCCUCGGUGAUUAUAACUGUUACUUCAAUAAUCUCAUUAGUGCUCCUGUUGGUCUAAACAAUCUGCAAACACUAGUAGGGAAAGUGAGAAAUGUCACGAGUUUCCUCCACAUGAUUCCCAACCUUAGGAAACUGUCCCUCUCUUAUUCCAGGGGAUCAGGAGAAUUUUUCUUCGAUAAUCUUGUAAAGCUCCAUCAACUUGAGAAACUGAAGCUGGAAAUCGAGGGACAUUGGGUUGAUUAUGGUUUCCCCAAACUUGUUCUUCCAACUUCGCUGAAGAAGUUAGCCUUGAUCGGUUGGGGUUCUAGCAACACUUACCUCGGUCCUAACAUCCCUUACCUCGAUAUCCCCAGUCCCUUGCCUAAUCUUCAAGUGCUCAAACUUAGAAAGUUCAAUUUUAGGAAACAACCAUGGGUUACUCGUGAUGAAGACUUCCCAAAUCUGAGAUUUCUACUCAUUGAUCAAUCAAAUAUCCAUCAUAAUUGGAAGACCGAAGACAGCCCCUUCCCGUUGCUUGAGAGCCUAUUGAUUCAUUCUUGCCGGAAUCUACAUAAAAUCCCAGAUAGUAUAGCAGAAAUUCCGACACUGAAGUUGAUUGAGGUGAAGGACUGUGAGUAUUCGCUGGCGGACUUUAUCAAACAAAUGCAAGAAAACCAACAAGAAGAUUGCGGAGAUGAUGUCUUUGAAGUUCGUUCUAUUGGAUGUGGGCCCAAAAGUUAUCAGGUUUCGCCCCCACAAUUGGAGAAGAAAAAGUACCAGCGACGCACGAAAAGAUACAAGAAGGGAGCAUAUUUCAUGGAUUUGGCAUGAUUUGAUCUUCAGCUAUGAGGAAAAACUGAAGAGGAUUGAAGAACAACAUGAACGACGUUUCAGAGGAUUGAAGAACAACAUGAAUGACGUUUCAGGGCUAUAGUAUUCUAAAGGUAUCCGGUGACCCGGAAAAAUAAACAAAGAAAAUGCCAAAGUGCCCUGUCCUACUGGUGGGGUAAUUCUUGAUGCCGAGGUUUCAUGUUUGAAUCUCAUUAAUAAUACUUUAUUUUGUUAUGCGUAACUUUACUUUCCUUUCCUAUUACAUGAAGAUUUUUUUCUAUUAUCAUUAUAGUUGUAGUUGUUGUUGCUCUUGUAGUUGUUAUUAUCUUUUGAAUAUGUAAUAUGCCUAGUUGAGAAAGUUGAUUGACUUGAUCUUCUUUUCAUGUUACCUUAUUAGAGUGAGAAGCUCAUCAAACAAAGGGAAAGAUCCGAUAACAAAUUUUUUGAAUGGCGAUGUUUUGGUA